CUCAACGACAUCCAGGUCGCAGCCAAGUACACCAUACAUCCUUCUUGGGUCAUUAAUAGCCCAAUCCUUCAAGAUGGUGAGCGUAAUACAGCGUAUGAGGAAGCUGAGAGCACAGCUGCUCGCCGUAAGGCUCGGCCCUGGUGCCGCAAUCCUGCCUCCCGAAGUCACAAGAAUACACAUGGACUUUGCCGUGAACAUCACGGGCGGGCACUACGGAGCCAAGCGAUUCUGGAAAGACUGCCUCACGCGCCUCAAGUACCAUAACCCAGCCGUGCCGAUGACGGUCAACCGCCGCGCCGAGAACCACACCGGGCCUGCGCUCAUGACUGUUCAUUUCGCCUCGUCCGAUAAGGAGAGGACCAAGGUGUUGGAUAUGAAGAAUCGGGACGUGUCGGAGAUUGUCGCACAGCUGAUGACGCUCACGAAUGCGAAGCCCGUGAAACCGACGGCCGAGGAGACGAGACAGCUUCAAGAGCUGGAGGAGUACCGAGUGAAGAGUGCACAGGAUAGAGAGAGGAUGAAAGCUGUUAUGGAACAGAGGAGGAGGGAGGAAGCUAUCCUCACACAAGCUAGGGGAGAGGCCGAGGCGAUGAAGGAAACCUAGGCUAUAUGCAGAAGGGAAUCAUGCAUUUGUUAGGCGUUGGCUGUGAAUGGGAGGUUUAAGGUAUGGAAAGGCUGUAAAAUCAUCUUGUAUAAAAUGCCCUAAGCCAUAUCACUGUGCGGGUCAAGCUGUAUUAUUGACUUUUAUAUCGACAUAACUGUUUGCAAGCUUCCGUAUCACCAACGCCAUCGAUGCAAGUACCUGGCUCCAGCAGGACUCAAAUGUGUUCACAGUUAUUGAUCCUGGCCUUGGUGACAACUCUACAGGUACGAAUGUCUGCAAAAUUCCGUAACCUAUGCCUUACUUCAAUCCAAACCCCUCGCUCUCAU
This is a messenger RNA of Amorphotheca resinae ATCC 22711, 930 nucleotides long. RefSeq lists its product as hypothetical. The record is from RefSeq and is a predicted model, not a curated record. Gene Ontology annotation, cellular component: mitochondrion. The coding region runs from base 95 to 604 and encodes 169 amino acids. Gene Ontology annotation, molecular function: structural constituent of ribosome. Lineage: Eukaryota; Fungi; Ascomycota; Leotiomycetes; Helotiales; Amorphothecaceae. The transcript has 3 exons.